GAGUCGACGACGAAGCCUCCGCGAAAAGGCGGAGGAGUCAAAAUCUCCAACCAACGCCCGCAGCCGCAGCAGCAGCAGCGAGGGCGGAGGCAAAAUUACGAGCGCUCACGCCCAAAUCCGCGAAUUCCCACCCCUUCUCCCUCGCCCAAAAAAUCCUCGCCUACUCCCCUCCCAAACCCUAGCCUCCUCCUCCUCCCCUCCUCGCGCUUCCAAUGGCACGGUAGCUUCGCUUCGAUCGCCUCCUCGCCCAUGGAUCCCGGCGGGAUGCUGCUCGAGGACUUCGGGCAGCGGGUGGACCUCACGCGGCGCAUCCGCGAGGUGCUCGCCAACUACCCGGAGGGCACCACCGCGCUGCGGGAGCUCAUCCAGAACGCCGACGACGCGGGGGCGUCCCGCGUCCGCCUCUGCCUCGACCGCCGCGCGCACGGCGCAGGCUCGCUGCUCGCGCCCGCCCUCGCGCAAUGGCAGGGCCCGGCGUUGCUCGCCUACAACGACGCCGUCUUCACCGACGAGGACUUCGCCAGUAUCUCCCGCAUCGGGGACAGCAGGAAGGUGUCCCAGGUCUGGAAGACCGGCCGCUUCGGGGUUGGUUUUAACUCGGUGUACCACUUGACUGACUUGCCAUCAUUUGUGAGUGGCAAGUACAUUGUCCUGUUUGAUCCCCAGGGUGCUUAUCUUCCGAAUGUGUCAGCUGCAAAUCCUGGAAAACGUAUAGAUUUUGUCAGUUCUUCAGCAAUUACACUAUACAACGACCAGCUUUCACCCUAUUGUGCAUUUGGUUGUGACAUGAAAGCACCAUUUCAGGGAACUUUGUUUCGCUUUCCUUUAAGGACUGCUGAGCAAGCAUCUCUUAGUCGGUUAUCGAGACAAGUGUACACAGAAGAUGAUAUCUUAUCUCUGUUUGCUCAACUUUACGAAGAAGCUGUAUAUAAUUUACUUUUCCUUAAAAAUGUGCUGUCACUUGAAAUGUAUGUAUGGGAAUCUGGUAUGAGUGAACCAAAGAUAGUGUACUCUUGCUCCAUAGGGUCACAGCAUGACAAUUUGCGCUGGCAUCGACAAGCCCUUGUCAGGUUUUCUGGCACUGCUGCUGAGUCCUCUGAGAAAAAGAUAGAUUCCUUUUCAAUGGAUUUUGUAUCAAAGUCAUUUUUGGGUGAGAAGUUUGAGAAGAAGAGCUAUACCUAUUUUAUUGUACAGGGAAUGGCAUCUGCAUUAAGUAAAAUUGGUAUUUUUGCAACAACUGCUGCCAAGGAUUAUGAUCUUCACCUACUACCUUGGGCUUCUGUUGCUGCUUGCAUCUCCAACGUGGGACCUGAGGAAGUUAUUCUCAGACAAGGCCGCGCAUUCUGUUUUCUUCCUUUGCCAGUAAAGACAGGAUUAUCUGUGCAUGUGAAUGGUUACUUUGAAGUAUCAUCCAACCGACGUGACAUUUGGUAUGGAGCUGAUAUGGACAGGGGUGGUAAGCUUCGCUCUGACUGGAAUAUGUUAUUGUUAGAAGAUGUUGUUGCUCCUUUGUUCAGAGAACUGCUGCUACAGUUGCGUACAGUUUUGGACUCCAAAAUAUCAUAUUAUUCCUUAUGGCCAACUGGUUUGUACGAGGAGCCCUGGAGUAUUCUCGUGGAACAAAUCUGUAAAUUUAUUUACACCUCUCCAGUAUUUCACUCGGAGAUCAAAGGUGGGACUUGGAUAACACCAGCUGAGAGUUUGCUUCAUGACGAGGGAUUUUCAAGAAGUGAUGAUCUCAGUGAGGCUCUUGUGAUGUUAGGCAUGCCUGUCGUUCGUCUACCAGGUGCGAUUGCUGAUAUGUUUCCUAAGUUCCAUUCGAAGUAUAUGCUCAAAAUAGUAACUCCUGCUACAGUGCGACAUUUCCUCAAGGAUUUUGAAAAUCUUGGUACAUUAGAAAAAUCUCAGAAGCUAAUAUUAUUGGAAUAUUGCCUUGCUGAUCUGGACAGUGGUAAUAUCGGCAAAUGCAUGAAUGGCCUCCCAUUGAUUCCAUUAGCAAAUAAACAGUUUGGGAUUUUUUCUGGUAUUUCACAGGAGAAUCAAUAUUAUGUCUGUGAUAGCAUAGAGUAUGAGCUUCUUUCUGCUGUUAGCGAUAGAAUAAUUGACCGAAGCAUUCCCCCUGUAAUACUAGACAAGUUGUAUCAGAUAGCCAGUAGUUCUCAGGUUAACAUUUCACUUAUUGAAGGCCGAAUAUUUCUUCAGUUCUUUCCCUGGCUAUUUCCUCCUGGAUGGAAAUGCCGAAACCAAGUUCCCUGGGAUCCAGAAUCGGGUGGAUCAUCUCCUACAGCAGCCUGGUUUAAACUUUUCUGGCAAUACAUUGGGGAUUGUUCAUAUGACCUUGAUUUGUUUAGUGAUUGGCCUAUAUUACCUUCUACCUCAGGGCACCUUUAUAGAGCAUCUACAGUCUCAAAAUUAAUUAAUACAGGCUCACUGUCUAAUUUGAUGAAGGAACUCCUGACCAAAUUAGGUUGCAAGAUACUAGACACAAAGUAUUUGAGUACGUGCCAGCAUUUGUCUAAUUAUGUGUAUGAUGGUGAUGCAUCUGGAGUACUCCAUUCAAUCUUUGGGGUUGCCUCAUUGGAGGGUGUUGAUUUGCAAGCUUUGUUUCAGCGCAUCACUCCUGCUGAAAAAAAUGAACUAUAUCAGUUUGUUCUUGAUGCAAAAUGGUACUUAGGACCCCACCUUUCUGAUAUGAGCAUAAAUCUAUGCAAAAAGUUACCCAUUUUUAGGGUAUUUGAUGGAGGGUCUCCCAGUUCUUAUGGUUUCUCGGAUUUAUCCACUUCAAGAAAGUAUCUGCCACCUCUUGGUGUUGCAGAGCAAUUACUGAAUGAUGACUUUGUCUUCUGCAUAUCCCCAAGUGAUGAAGAUAUAAUAAUGAGAUAUUAUGGUAUUGAGCGCAUGCCAAAAUCAAACUUCUACCAGAGGUACGUUCUGAAUAGGUUAGAUGAGUUGCAAACAGAGUUUCGUGAUUCAGUUCUACUAACCAUCUUGCAAGAUCUGCCUCAGCUGUCCUUGGAAAAUCCAAGGUUUAAGGAAGCCUUGAAGGUCCUUAGAUUUGUUCCUACGACCAAUGGGGUCUUGAAAAGUCCUCAAUCUCUUUAUGAUCCUCGGGUGGAAGAGCUCUAUGCUCUUCUCCAGGAAUCAGAUUGUUUUCCCCAUGGCUUAUUUCAAAACCCCGAAGUUCUUGAUAUGUUGCUCUGCUUGGGGCUAAGAACAUCUGUAUCUAUUGAUACCAUAAUACAAAGUGCUCGGCACAUCGACUCACUCGUGCACAAAGAUCACCACAAGGCCCAUUCAAGGGGUAAAGUGCUCCUUUCAUAUCUCGAAGUUCAUGCUCACAAAUGGUAUGUACAUAAGCCAUUUGAUGGCCGUAAGAAGGUAAAUAUGCUAGCUAAAGUUACCACCGUGCUCAGAUCUCGCGAUACAUCUUGGGAAGCUGAUCUUGAAAAAUUCUGGAGUGAUUUGAGAAUGAUUUGUUGGUGUCCUGUGUUGGUUACUGCCCCAAGUCCAGCUUUGCCAUGGCCUUCAGUAUCAUCAAUGGUUGCUCCACCUAAGCAAGUAAGGAUGCAGGACGACAUGUGGAUUGUUUCUGCUAGCUCACGCAUACUUGAUGGUGAAUGCACUUCGUCAGCCUUGUCGUAUAGCUUAGGUUGGUUGUCUCCUCCAUCUGGAAGUGUAAUUGCAGCUCAAUUGCUUGAGCUGGGUAAAAACAAUGAAAUUGUGACUGAUCAAGUACUCCGGCAAGAGUUAGCGUUGGUGAUGCCUAAGAUUUAUUCGCUACUGAGUAAUUUGAUUGGAUCUGAUGAAAUGGAUAUAGUGAAGGUGGUACUUGAAGGCUGUAGAUGGAUAUGGGUGGGGGAUGGAUUUGCAAAAACUGAUGAAGUAGUUUUAACUGGACACCUUCAUCUGGCACCUUACAUUCGCGUGAUUCCAAUUGAUUUAGCAGUAUUCAAGGACCUGUUCUUAGAGCUUGGCAUAAAGGAGCAACUUGACCCUGUAGAUUAUGCUAGUAUUUUGACCAGAAUGGCCACAAGGAAAGCUUCGACUUCACUACAAGCUGAGGAACUUAGAACAGCUGUCUUGGUUGUGCAGCAUCUAGCUGAGUUUCGGUUUCAGGACCACCAAACACAAAUAUAUCUUCCUGAUUCUUCAGCUAGGCUCUGUCUGUCUUCUGAACUUGUAUUUAAUGAUGCCCCUUGGCUUCUUGAUUUUGAUGAGGACAUCACUGGGAAUGCACCAAGCAUUGCUUUCAAUUCGAAGAAGUAUGUUCACAAUUUUGUCCAUGGCAACAUUUCUAAUGAUGUGGCGGAAAGGCUAGGUGUCCGCUCUCUCCGCCGUCUCUUGCUUGCUGAGAGUUCGGACUCAAUGAAUUUGAGUUUGUCAGGGGUUGCUGAGGCUUUUGGACAGCAUGAAGAUUUGACUACACGACUUAAGCACAUCGUUGAGAUGUAUGCAGAUGGACCAGGGAUUCUGUUUGAGUUGGUACAGAAUGCAGAAGAUGCUAAGGCUUCUGAGGUUGUGUUUUUACUGGAUAAGACCCAUUAUGGUACUUCAUCUAUUCUAUCACCUGAAAUGGCUGAAUGGCAGGGGCCUGCUCUCUACUGCUUCAAUGACUCAAUUUUUAGUCCCCAGGAUCUUUAUGCCAUCUCACGAAUUGGUCAAGACAGCAAACUUGAGAAACCUUUUGCAAUAGGCAGGUUUGGUCUUGGCUUCAAUUGUGUAUAUCACUUCACAGACAUUCCUGGGUUUGUUUCUGGUGAGAAUAUUGUUAUGUUUGAUCCGCAUGCCUCUUAUCUGCCAGGAAUAUCUCCAUCUCAUCCAGGUCUAAGGAUAAAAUUUGUAGGAAGGAGGAUCUUAGAACAGUUCCCUGAUCAAUUCACCCCAUUCUUACACUUUGGUUGCAACUUGCAACAGCCAUUUCCAGGCACACUCUUCCGCUUCCCUCUUAGGAACGAGGCUGCUGCUUCUAGAAGCCAAAUAAAGCGAGAACAAUAUACACCCCAAGAUGUGGAAAUGCUUUUCUCUUCCUUCUCUGAAGUUGUAUCUGAGGCUUUACUUUUUCUCCGCAACGUAAAGAAUAUAACUCUGUAUGUCAAGGAGAGUGACAGCCAGGAGAUGAAACUUGUACAUCGUGUCUCGAAGCAUAAUAGUUAUGAGAUGGCCAAAGAACCUCAUGCGCUUAAUACGAUGCUUGCAUUUAUAAAUGGAAAUCAACCAUCAGGAAUGGAUAGGAAUCAAUUUUUCAAUAAGUUGAAUAAGACUAAAGAUAGUGAUUUACCUUGGAGUUCUCAAAAGGUCUCUAUCUUUGAGCAAAGCCCUGCUGCUUGCUUGGUGCAUUCAUGGAUCUUAACAGAGAGUAUAGGUGGGGGCCAUGCUAGAAAGUUGUCAACUGCCUCUGGUAGUAAGUCCCACUUCUUUGUUCCCUGGGCAUCUGUUGCUGCUUAUCUGCAUUCUGUGACUGUGGACAAUACAAAAGAACUGUCUGGUGAAGCUGAAGUCAACCUUGAUGAUUUGGUUCUCAAGCAACUGUCUCUUGGAUCCUCUAAGGACAGGAAAUUUUUUGAGGGUCGAGCCUUCUGCUUUCUUCCUUUACCAAUCAACACUAGCAUGCCAGUGCAUGUGAAUGCUUAUUUUGAACUAUCUUCAAAUCGAAGGGAUAUCUGGAUAGGAAAUGACAUGGCUGGGGGAGGAAGAGUACGAUCAGAAUGGAAUCUUGCACUGCUUGAAGAUGUUGCUGCUCCUGCUUAUGGUCACCUGCUUGCAGCCAUUGCACAAGAGCUUGGUCCCUCCGAUCUGUUUCUCUCAUUUUGGCCUACUGCUGUAGGUGUGGAGCCAUGGUCUUCCAUGGUGAGGAAGCUUUAUGUAUCUAUCGCAGAACUUGGACUUCAUGUUCUGUAUACAAAAGCACGAGGGGGACAUUGGGUGUCAACAAGGCAAGCUAUCUUUCCUGAUUUCAGUUUUUCAAAGGCCAUUGAACUGGCAGAAGUUCUUUCUGAAGCUGGUUUGCCUGUGGUAUCUGUAUCCAAACAAAUAGUUGACAGUUUCUUGAACGCAUAUCCUUCAGUUCAUCUCUUGAAUCCUCAUCUGCUGAGGAAUUUGUUGAUCCGACGGAAGCGUGGCUUCAGAAAUAGAGAAGAAGCAAUACUUGUUCUGGAGUACUGCUUGAGUGACAUGGGAGAUCCUUCCUUUCCUGAUAAAUUGCAAGGGUUAGCUCUUCUUCCUUUGGCAAAUGGAUCAUUCACAACAUUUACCAACCGGGGGGAGGGUGAAAGAGUAUUCUUUUCUUCACAAAUGGAAUUUGAGCUUCUGAAGGACUCUAUACCACAUCUUGUUGUUGAUAACUCUUUACCGGAUGCCAUUUUGAAGAAGUUAUAUGACAUAGCUUGUUCUGCACGGUCAAACAUUUACUUAUUCACAUGCAAUUUUCUCCUUGAGUUGUUGCCUAGGAUCUUGCCACCUGAAUGGCAGCAUGCUAAGCAGUUAUUUUGGUCUCCUGGACAUCAAGGUCAGCCAAGUGUGGAAUGGAUGGUGUCACUCUGGAAUUUCUUGCGACAUUCAUGUGAAGAUCUUUCAAUUUUUGCAAAAUGGCCUAUAUUACCACUGGUAGAUGGCAAGCUUAUGCAACUUGGCAAUGCUUCAAAUGUAAUAAUAGAUGAUGGGUGGAGUGAAAAUAUGUACUCGUUGCUUCAGAAACUGGGAUGUUUCUUUCUGAGAUCUGAUCUGCAGAUAGAACAUCCGCAGCUGGCAAAUUUUGUUCAGGAAGCCACUGCAGUUGGUGUUUUGAAUGCUGUGCAGUCUGUUGCUUCUAAUUUUCAGGAUAUCAAGGAAUUGUUCAUGGGUAUUUCACUGGCAGAAACACAUGAGCUACGCAGUUUUAUUUUCCAGUCAAAGUGGUUUUCAGGAAAUCACAUGAACUCUUCCCAUAUGAAUACAAUCAGGAAUCUUCCUAUAUUUGAAUCCUAUAAAUCUAGAGAGCUUGUUAGCCUGACAAGUCCUAGAAAAUGGCUUAAACCUGAAGGUGUUCAUGAGGAUCUGUUGAAUGAAAGUUUUAUAAGAACAGAAUCGGCAAAGGAGAAGUCAAUUUUGGUAUCAUACUUUGCUAUUAGGGAACCUCAAAAGGCUGAAUUUUACAAGGACCACGUGCUUCCUCGAAUAUCCGAGUUUCUAUCACAACCAGCUGUUGUUUCAGCAAUUCUCCGUGAUGUGAAACUAUUGGCAGAAAAUGAUACUUCUGUGAGAGCUGCAUUACAUGAAACCCCUUUCGUCCUGGCAGCGAGUGGUGCAUGGGUACAUCCCUCCAGACUUUAUGAUCCUCGUGUGCCUGAGUUACAUAAGUUGCUGCACAAAGAAACCUUCUUUCCUUCAGAGAAGUUCAUGACGACUGAAGUAAUUGAACUGCUUGCAAGCUUUGGACUUAAAAGUAAAUUGGGUUUUAGUACUUUGCUUGACAUUGCGAGGUCAGUUUCACUGCAACAAGAUGAUGCGCUUGAGCAUGGGAAAAGGCUACUUACCUAUCUAAAUUUUCUUGAAUUCAAGGCUUCAAACAUGGAGGAUAAAAAAACCUUCCAUGGGGAUGACAACCAGGAAGCUUCUAAGACUGAUGGAAGUUUUGAAGCAGAAAACGAUGGGGAUGGGUAUGACCCAGAAGAAACUAUUUUAUCUUUGUUCUCAAACUUCGAUCAUGAUCUACCAGAAGACGAAUUUUGGUCAGAGCUGAAAAAUAUAUCUUGGUGUCCAGUCCAUGUUGCACCAUUGCUAAAAGGACUUCCAUGGUUCAUAUCUGAAGAUCAUGUGGCUCCUCCAAUCACAACAAGGCCAAAAUCACAAAUGUGGCUUGUUUCAUCAAAAAUGCGGAUUCUUAGUGCUGAUUCUUGCUCCAUGUAUCUGCAAAGAAAACUUGGUUGGUUAGACCCACCAAAUGCAAACAUUUUAUCUUCCCAGUUAGUUGAGAUCUCCAAGUCUUAUGAUGAACUCAAGAUGUUUUCUGAAGACAGUACCAAUGAUGCCGUUCCGCAAAAGGAAAUUCAACUGAUCUACUCAAAAUUGCAAGAUAUUAUUGACACAGCCGAUACCAACAUUCUAAAACGGAAUCUGGAUGGACACCCAUGGGUUUAUAUAGGUGAUAGGUUCGUGCCACCUCAGGCACUUGCUUUUGAUUCACCUGUAAAAUAUCACCCUUACCUUUAUGCAGUUCCAUCUGAACUGUCGGAAUAUAAGAGGUUACUGUCGGUUUUGGGUGUGAAGCAGACAUUUGAUGCAGCAGAUUAUCUGAAUGUACUUCAGUGUUUACAAAGCGAUGCCAAAGGAGAGCCAUUGUCUACAGAGCAACUAAGUUUUGUUCAUCGUGUUUUGGAAGCAUUUGUUGAUUGUUAUCCUGAUAACCAAGCACCUGAUAUGAUGGUGAAUUCAUUGUUGAUUCCCGAUUCAUUUGGUGUUUUGACACCUGCCAGAAAUCUUGUCUACAAUGAUGCACCCUGGAUGAAUGCUGAUCCUACUUCAAAGAGCUUUGUGCAUCUUAGUAUUGGUAAUGAUCUAGCUAAUAGGCUUGGGGUUCGAUCUCUUCGUGGAUCAUCAUUACUGGAUGACGAGCUAAUGACGGAUUUGCCAUGCAUGGAAUAUGCUAAAAUAAGUGAGUUGCUGGCUUUAUAUGGUGAGAGUGACUUUCUUUUGUUUGACCUUAUAGAGCUAGCUGAUCAUUGCAAUGCGAAGAAAGUGCACCUUAUCUAUGAUAAACGAGAUCAUCCAAAGCAGUCCUUGCUGCAGCAGAGUUUAGGUGACUUCCAGGGUUCUUCAUUGACAGUCGUCUUUGAAGGAACGAUAAUGAGCAGAGAAGAAGUUUGCAGCCUCCAACUUCCUCCUCCAUGGAAAUUGAAGGGAAACAUUCUUAACUAUGGACUUGGACUUCUUAGCAGUUAUUUUGUGUGUGAUACCUUGAGUAUUCUUUCUGGUGGCUAUUUCUACAUUUUUGAUCCCUUGGGCUUGACUGGUGGCACGACUUCCAUUGCUACCUCAUCCGCUAGAUUCUUCUCAUUGAUAGGAAAUGACCUGGUCGAGAGGUUUCAUGAUCAGUUCACACCAAUGCGUGUUACACAGGAGGCUUCACUAUCUUCAGCAAAUUCCACAGUUAUUCGUAUGCCUUUAUCAUCUAAGUGCCUGAAAGAACUUGAAGCUGGUUGCAAUAGAGUAAAGCAUAUUUUUGAUCGAUUUACACAAAAUCCAUCCAGCACUCUCCUAUUCUUGAGGUCAAUCAUUCAGGUAUCUUUAUCAACAUGGGAAGGUGGAGCUUCUCAGCCAACUUUGAACUACUCUGUACUUGUUGACCCAUCAGUAGCCACUUUAAGGAAUCCAUUUUCAGAAAAGAAAUGGAGAAAAUUUCAACUAUCCAGAAUAUUUGCAAGUACAAGUGCUGCUAUUAAAAUGCAAGCUAUUGAUGUGCAUGUGAUUGACAAUGGCUGCAAUUAUAUUGACAAAUGGUUUGUUGCCCUUUGCCUUGGAUCAGGGCAAACACGAAACAUGGCUCUUGACAGGCGGUAUCUCGCCUAUAACUUAACCCCUGUUGCUGGAGUAGCGGCACACAUAGCUCGAAAUGGAGUAUCAACCAAUAUACAUGCAUCCAGUUGUAUAUUAUCUCCCUUACCACUAUCUGGGUCUAUAAGCAUGCCAGUCACAACUCUAGGCCAUUUUAUUGUGAGGCAUAAUGGUGGGCGGUACAUUUUUGGCAGCUCACAUGAUAAAUCUCUGUCAGACCUUGAAAUGCAUAAAAACAAAUUGGUUGAGGCAUGGAAUAAGGAACUUAUGCUAUGUGUGCGUGAUUCAUAUGUUGAGAUGGUCCUGGAAUUUCAAAAGCUUAGGAAGGAUCCUCUGUCUUCUGCUAUUGAAUCAAGGUCUGCACACUCGGUGAGUACAAUUUUACAGGCUUAUGGUGAUAGGGUGUACUCUUUCUGGCCCAGAUCGAAGCAGCAUCCUGCUUCACUCACUGGGUAUGGCUCUACUGUAACUAAUGUGAAUUCACCAAGAGCAUCUAAAGCAGAUUGGCAAUCCUUGGUAGAGCAAGUGAUAAGACCUUUCUAUGUACGCUUGGCUGAUCUUCCUGUUUGGCAACUUUAUGGUGGGAAUCUUGUUAAAGUGGAUGUGGGUAUGUUCUUAUCCCAUUCAGGGAGUGGAGAUGAUGAUAAUCUGCCAUCUGCUAGUGUCUGUAGUUUCAUUAAAGAGCACUACCCUGUAUUUUCUGUACCCUGGGAGCUGGUUAGGGAAAUUCAAGCAGUUGGAGUUAAUGUAAGAGAGAUCAGGCCCAAGAUGGUUAGGGAUCUACUAAAAGCUUCUUCAUCCAUUUUACUCCGAUCUAUUGAAACAUAUAUGGAUGUUCUUGAAUAUUGCUUCUCAGAUAUGGACCCAUACCGUUUCUCAGAUUUUCAUAUACAUGAGGAAUCACGAGUUAGCAAUCAACAAUCUGAAAUAAUGAAUUCUUCAAUAUCAAAUUCUAUGCCAUCUUCAAGCAGCUCUGUGUCUUACCAUAGAAAUACACAAAGGCAGGGUGCUUCUGGGGGCGACGCGCUUGAAAUUGUGACAUACUUUGGAAAAGCUCUCUAUGACUUUGGUCGGGGGGUUGUUGAGGAUAUCAGCAAGACUGGUGGCUCAGCAUCCCAUAGGACCCAAGCUGCUGAAAAUAAUGUGCUGUCAUCUAUCAUCACAGAGCUCAAAGGAGUCCCGUUUCCGACAUCGACAAAAUGUCUAACAAGGCUGGGAUCUACCGAACUUUGGAUAGCAAGUGAGGAGCAGCAGCUAUUGAUGCGCCCAUUCUUGCAUCACUUUAUCCAUCAUCAAUGUUUACAAAAGCCCUUCUUGGAGCUAUUGCUCACCACUCAAGUUAUUCAUAGACCUCUAAAGCUAAGAAGUUUUUCUCCUCACUUGUUGUCAGGCCAUUUGAAGCACAUAUUUGAUGAACGUUGGGUGCACCUUGCAGUAGAGAAGAAGUCUCCAUGGAUUCCUUGGGAUAAUAAUGCUAAUUCAUCAACUGCUGGACCAAGUCCUGAAUGGAUUAGGCUCUUCUGGAAAAUAUUUAGUUCAAUGAGUGGUGACCUUUCACUUUUAUCUGACUGGCCCUUAAUUCCAGCAUAUCUAGACAGACCUGUUCUCUGCCGUGUGAAAGAAUGCCAUCUAAUAUUUGUACCACCAGCAGAUGAUUCAAAUCCUGAUAGUGGAGAUAGUGCAGCUAGAGUAGUUGACACGUCUGCCCACCCAGGAGAUGAGACUGGAGAAGCUGAACUGAACAGCAUACUUGAUACUGCAUUUCAGUCAAUGAACUCAGCAUUUCCAUGGUUACCUGCUCUGCUUUACAAGUUGAAUAUACCAGUUUUUGAUUUAUCUUUUCCAGAGUGUGGUACAAUAUGCAAUUUGUUUCCUUCACGUGACCGGACUCUUGGACAAAUUAUUGCUUCUAAACUGGUUGCAAUAAAAAAUGGUGGCCAUUUACCUUUGCCACUUAGUCUAUCAAGUGAAGACUGUGAUAAACUGUUUGCAUUGUUUGUCUCAGAGUUCAGAUUGUCCAGUAACCACUUAUAUCAGAGAGAAGAAUUGGAUGUCCUGAGAGAGCUUCCAAUGUAUAAAACAGUUACAGGAACAUACACUAGUCUGUCAGGGUCCGAUCAUUGCAUUCUUUCUCCCACAGCAUUCUUUCACCCUGCUGAUUCUCGGUGCCUUUCUAGUACAGCUAAUGCAGAUCUAUUUCUUCAGGCUUUGGGGGUUGAACAAUUGAGUGACCAAGAAAUACUAGUAAGGUUUGCUUUGCCUGGCUUUGGAAAUAAAUCAGCUCAAGAGCAAGAAGACAUUCUAGCCUACUUGUAUUCUAACUGGAAAGAUCUGCAGCUGAACUCUUCUGUUGUAAACACCUUGAAAGAGACUAAUUUUCUGACAAGUGCAAAUGAGUUUUGUACAGAGUUGUUCAAACCAAGGGAAUUACUUGACCCUUCAGAUGCUUUGCUUACUUCAGUAUUCUCUGGGGAGAGACACAAGUUCCCAGCUGAAAGGUUCUUGUCAGAUGGUUGGCUUGUUAUACUCAGAAAAGCAGGUCUUCGAACAUCUACAGAGGCUGAUAUGAUAGUACAGUGUGCAACAAAAAUAGAGUCCAUGGGAAAUGAUAUUGUGUCAUCUUCAGAAGAUCCUAGUGACUUUGAGGCAGACUUUUCAGGCAGCAAAAACGAAAUUCCUUUUGAGCUUUGGUCUUUGGCAGAAUCUGUUGUUAAUGUGAUUCUUGCUAAUUUUGCUACUUUGUAUGACAGUUCUUUUUGCGAAAAUAUUGGCAAAAUCGCAUUUAUUCCUGCCGAAAAAGGUUUUCCAAGUAUUGGUGGGAAGAGAGGGGGUAGAAGGGUACUUGCCUCAUAUAGUGAAUCAAUUUUAUCAAAAGACUGGCCAUUAGCAUGGAGUUCUGCUCCUAUUCUUACCAAUCAAGCAAUUAUCCCUCCUGAAUAUUCUUGGGGAGCAUUUCGACUAAGGAGUCCUCCUGCCUUCACAACAGUUCUGAAGCACUUGCAGAGUGUUGGGAGAGGCAAUGGUGAGGACACACUGGCACACUGGCCAACUUCAUCAGGAAUAAUGACGGUGGAAGAUGCCUUUCUACGGAUCUUGCAAUACUUGGAUAAAAUAUGGGGAACAAUAUCUUCUUCAGAGAAAAAUGAGUUGCAGACCCUGGCUUUUAUACCAGUUGCAAACGGGACUCGCUUAGUCACAGUGAAAUCACUUUUUGCUCGUCUGACAAUCAACAUGUCGCCUUUUGCUUUUGAACUUCCAAGUCUUUAUCUUCCAUUUGUCACCAUCCUCAGAGAAAUUGGGAUGCAGGAAACCCUUACAAACACUUAUGCAAGGGAACUUCUUUUGGAUAUACAAAAAGCAUGUGGUUACCAACGCCUGAAUCCAAAUGAACUCCGCGCUGUGAUGGAAAUUUUAGACUUCAUGUGUUCUGGUGUCAACCAAGCCACAGAUGGAUCAGAAGACAUAUUUGAUUCAGUAAUACCGGACGAUGGUUGCAGGCUGGUAUCAGCUGUAUCGUGUGUAUAUAUUGACCCAUAUGGUUCUCAUUUACUGAGUAACAUAGAUACAUCCAGGAUAAGAUUUGCUCACCCAGAUCUUCCCCAGAAUAUUUGCAACACGUUGGGCAUAAAGAAGCUUUCUGAUGUCAUUGUAGAGGAACUGGAUGGAAAAGAAGAACUAAAGAUGGUGAAUAGCAUUUGCUCUGUUACUCUGGACAAAAUAAAAGAGAAGCUGCUUAGUAAAUCGUUGCAAGAUGCGUUAAGGAUUGUUAUGAUUGGUGUAUCCAAUCAUUUUCCUUCAUUUGAAGCACUCAAUCUGGCGCAGAUAGAAAGUGUACUAAAGGAUAUAUCACAGAACCUGCAGUUUGUUCAGCGUCUCCAUACUCGCUUUCUAUUACUCCCCAUGCUCCAAGACGUUACAAGAAGCAGCCAGCGUCCUCCAUUUCCUGAAUGGUCAAGCAAUGGAAAGCACAGAAGUGUUUGCUUUGUGAACAAAUCCACGGGUCAAAUUCUAGUUGCAGAGCCCCCAAACUUUUUGACAAUACACGAUGCUAUUGCUAUUGUUGUUAGUUACAGAUUAGGGGCACCCGUGAUCUUGCCGAUUGCUUCAGUAUUUGCAUGCCCAGAUGGCACAGAGAAAGAGGUGCUUAAAAUACUCCGUCUGGGCACUGACAUUGGAGUUUCAAAACGUGAAGGAAGGUACAAUGGUUCCCUGGGAGCAGAGUUGUUGUCCCAAGAUGCUCGCCAGGUUCAAUUCCUUCCUUUAAGACCAUUCUAUAGUGGAGAAAUUGUGGCAUGGAAGACGGGGAAAGAGGGUGAAAAGCUCAGAUAUGGCAGGGUCCCUGAAGAUGUAAGGCCAUCAGCUGGCCAAGCUCUUUACAGGUUUCCAGUAGAGACUUCUGCUGGUGAAACUUGCAUGCUACUUUCCAGUCAGGUUUACUCAUUUAAAAGCGUUUCAAUGGCUGAUCUCUCUCCUGCACCAUUGCAACUGGAUAGUGGUAGAGCUGCAGGUGGACAGCAGGGCUUCUCACCCAUCAACACAGGAACUGAAGCUGCAGAUGAUGUGGCUACUGGCCUUGAAUAUGGGAAGGUAUCUUCAACCGAGCUGGUACAGGCAGUCCACGAUAUGCUUUCAGCUGCAGGGGUAAGGAUGGAUGCUACAAAGGAAACGCUUCUACAGACUACUCUUUCCUUGCAAGACCAGCUUAAAGAAUCUCAAGUGGCUCUACUCGUGGAGCAGGAGAAAGCGGAGGCAGCAGUUAGAGAAGCUGAUGUUGCCAAGUCAGCAUGGUCAUGUCGUGUCUGCCUGAAUGCGGAGGUCAACAUGACUAUAAUACCAUGCGGUCAUGUUCUUUGUAAUCGAUGCUCAAGUUCGGUUUCACGAUGCCCAUUUUGUCGGACGCAAGUAUCUAGGAUGAUGAAAAUAUUCAGGCCUUAAUUUCUCUUUCUACAACUUUCGCUUUCUAUUAGUAUGUAUAAUAUUAGACACGUUAGUUUUUUAGCUGUAAAACUAUAGGGCUGUAAAUCGAGGGUGUAAAUAUACAUUAUAGUCCAUGUACAGCUACGGUGCAUUUUACUGUGCCGAUUCUUUGGAAAAUCGAAGUAUUCGGUUCCAGUUUGAGGCGAAA
Molecule: messenger RNA, 14653 nt
Organism: Oryza sativa Japonica Group (Japanese rice)
Lineage: Eukaryota; Viridiplantae; Streptophyta; Magnoliopsida; Poales; Poaceae
Source: RefSeq, a predicted model, not a curated record